GGUAGAAACGACCUCAAAGCGGUAAUUUUGUAACGUCGAGUCCACAGUUAAAGGCUGAUAAUGAGUUUGUAUGUGCUUCGCAAAACCCUUUUUAAAUGCUGUCUGAAAUACGCCAACAAAAAUGAAAUGUAUGAGCGAGGUUAUUGGCUACAAAUGUGCAGAUUCAAAACAUCUGUACCAAAAAACUUCUGCGAUUAUGAGAGCAUGAGACGGGAUUACAACAUUCAAAUUCCUCCGCAGUUUAACUUUGCCAAAGAUGUGCUCGAGCAGUGGGAAACAAAAGAAAAGAACGGACAGAGGUUGUCUCUGCCAGCUCUGUGGUGGGUGAAUGACAGCGGAGAAGAGGUCAAAUGGAGUUUUGAGGAGUUGGGCUUCCACUCAAGAAAACUUGCAAAUGUUCUGCAUCAGGUGUGCAGUUUGGAAAGAGGGGAUCGUGUGUUCCUCAUUUUACCCCGAGUCCCUGAGUGGUGGCUGGUUAAUGUAGCAUGUCUCAGAACAGGUACGGUUCUGAUCCCCGGCACCUCUCAGCUCACGGCUCGAGAUAUCCGCCACCGGCUGCAGUCGUCUGGGGCCAAGUGUGUAAUCACAGAUGAAACUUUGGCCCCACUGUUGGACACAGUGGCCUCAGAAUGCCCUUCCAUCUCCACCAAGCUUCUGCUGUCCCGCAGGGCCAUGCCUGGCUGGGGCAACCUGACAGAACUCAUGGGAAGAGUGUCAGAUGAUCAUGUUUGCGUGGACACCAGGAGUGAGGAGGCCAUGACUAUCUUCUUCACUAGUGGCACAACCGGCUCUCCAAAAAUGACCCAACAAAGCUACUGUAGUUACGGUCUUGGGCUCACGGUGAACGGCAGGUACUGGCUGGAUCUGACUGAGCAGGAUGUGUUUUGGAACACGUCAGACACGGGUUGGGCCAAGUCGGCGUGGAGCAGCGUGUUUGCUCCGUGGAUCCAGGGAGCAUGUGUGUUUGUUCACCACAUGCCACGCUUUGAGACAAGUAUAGUUCUCAAGACUUUGAGCAGCUAUCCCAUCACCACCUUCUGCACGGCACCAACAGCCUAUCGAAUGCUUGUACAGGACGACAUAUCCAGGUAUAAGUUCCAUGCUCUUGAGCACUGUCUGUGUGCAGGAGAGCCCAUUAACCCAGAGGUGAUGUGGAAAUGGAAAGAUCUCACUGGACUGGACAUCUAUGAAGGAUAUGGACAGACUGAGACUGUUUUAAUAGCUGGCACAUUCAAAGGCAUGAAGAUCAAACCAGGAUCUUUUGGAAAGGCUUCUCCAGGAUAUGAUGUUCAGGUGGUAGAUGAAGAUGGUUCUGUUGUGCCACAAGGACAAGAGGGAGACCUCGGCAUCAGAGUGAAACCAGACAGACCCUUCUCUCUUUUUACAGAGUAUACGGGGGAGCCGGAGCGCACGGCCGAAUGUUUCCGUGGUGAUUUCUACCUGACAGGUGACAGGGGAAUGAUGGAUGAAGAAGGAUACCUGUGGUUCAUUGGCAGAGCUGAUGAUGUCAUCCUGUCCGCAGGGUACCGCAUUGGUCCAUUUGAGGUGGAAAAUGCUCUGAUAGAGCAUCCAGCUGUAGCAGAAUCUGCUGUGGUCAGCAGCCCUGAUCCGGUUCGAGGAGAGGUGGUGAAGGCUUUUGUAGUGCUGACAGCAGAUUUUAAAUUUAGAGACCACAAGGAACUGAUCCAGGAACUGCAAACUCAUGUGAAGACUGUCACGGCUCCUUAUAAAUAUCCACGCAAGAUUGAGUUUGUGGAUCAUCUGCCCAAGACAGUAAGCGGGAAAAUAAGACGAGUGGAGUUAAGAAAGAAGGAAUGGGGACAGAAAACUAAAAGCUAAAACUGGAUAUGAGAAAACAAGUUUCUGUUCAGAUCACAUUCCUAUCUUUAUAUGUCAUAGUUCAGUCUGAUAAAUUGAUCUACAAACCUGUAGUCCUUCAGCUCGCCUGCAGGUAGCAGCAUUUCAUUACAAUC
Molecule: messenger RNA, 1973 nt
Organism: Rhinichthys klamathensis goyatoka
Lineage: Eukaryota; Metazoa; Chordata; Actinopteri; Cypriniformes; Leuciscidae
Gene: acsm3
Product: acyl-CoA synthetase medium chain family member 3
Exons: 13
Coding region: 61-1839 (592 amino acids)
Biological process (GO): fatty acid biosynthetic process; acyl-CoA metabolic process
Cellular component (GO): mitochondrial matrix
Molecular function (GO): fatty-acyl-CoA synthase activity; fatty acid ligase activity
Source: RefSeq, a predicted model, not a curated record